Molecule: messenger RNA, 8353 nt
Organism: Camelus dromedarius (Arabian camel)
Lineage: Eukaryota; Metazoa; Chordata; Mammalia; Artiodactyla; Camelidae
Gene: SYTL2
Product: synaptotagmin like 2
Exons: 20
Coding region: 706-7404 (2232 amino acids)
Biological process (GO): intracellular protein transport; exocytosis
Cellular component (GO): exocytic vesicle; plasma membrane
Molecular function (GO): neurexin family protein binding; small GTPase binding
Source: RefSeq, a predicted model, not a curated record
GCAAGGCAAGCAGCUUAAUCCUCUUUUGCAUCUGGAGUACUCACCCAGCGUGGGGACAUUACUAGGCUCUCAAAGCUUCAGCAAAAGCCCACAUACUCAUACUAACCCAAUGAAAGGAUUCCUAGAACAGAAUAGCAGUCCUGUAUCCAGCGCUGAAUAAGGGCCCUGGGAAUCGGCAUUUGCAAGUUUGGGAGAAGGAAGAUCUUUGGACCGACCCAAGGCAGACCUGUGCUACUCUCAACUGGAAGUGCACCGCUAACUGAGACGAUGAGGAAGCAGAAGGCCUUCAAGUUCACCAGUUUCCGAAGUUUUCCUGGGCUGGAUCCAUCAAAGGUAGGUGAUGCUCAGCUGCUCUUGCCUCUCAUCAAGUUGACGGCGGACGGAAGAAUAAACUGUGUCUCAGACUGGUCCAGAGAGGGGGCGUGAGUUGGAAUGCCGCUGUGGGAACAAGUGACCUGUCUGGCAAGGAAUGCAGCAUCCUGAGAACCUCCUCUGACGUCAUCCCACAGACCACUGCUUCCUCUAGGGAAAGGGCGCUUAGGAUUUUGAAUCAGCCACCUAAAACUUUUGCCUAGCCAAAAGAAGUUUGCUGCAGAACUGAACACGACAUUUCCUUCUGGUUUUGCAUCUUUUAAUCAUCCGGGCUACAGUCACCACUGUUUUUCUUUGAGAAUUUGAAGUCAGAUCUUACUGUCAUUUUCGUGCAUGCUUUUCAAAAUGAUCGACUUAAGCUUCCUGACAGAGGAGGAGCAAGAGGCAAUCAUGAAGGUUCUGCAGCGGGAUGCUGCCCUGAAGAGAGCUGAAGAAGAGAGAGUCAGACAUUUGCCUGAAAAAAUUAAGGAUGACCAGCAGCUGAAGAAUAUGAGUGGCCAAUGGUUUUAUGAAGCCAAGGCAAAAAGGCACAGAGACAAAAUCCACGGUGCAGAUAUCAUCAGAGCAUCCAUGAGAAAGAAGAGGCACCAGGCAGCAGCUGAGCAGAGUAAGAAUAGAGCAAACGGGGCAAAGGGCAGCUGGGUGAAUAAUGUCAACAAAGAUGGUCUCCUCCCUGCAGAGCUAGCUGGUGUUGCAGAAGAGCCGGAAGAAGAUGUAACGCCAGCAAGCUCCCGUUCCAGUGUGGUAAAUCCAGCUUCCAUCAUGAUUGAUACAUCCCAGGAAGACACAAGGAAGUCAGCUGCAUCUCCAGUCAAGCAAAGGAGGAAUCCGUUUAAUAGCUCCAUGUUGCCAGAAGAUCACUUAUCUCAACAAACCAAAAAUGAACAGUCAGAAAAUGGAAGGGCUGGUUUCUUUCAGACUUCAAAAGAGGGUGAGUUGUCAGAAUCAAAAGAAAAAUCAUCUCUCCCAAACAUUUCAAGCCAAAAGUUAGAGAAACCAAAGCAGACUUUUCCAGGUCCUGAGAAUGGGUCCCAAAUCAAGCCUCCAAUCCCCAAAGCCAGGAAAAUGAUCUACAAAUCACAUGAUUUAAAGCGGGAUGAUAACCAGUCUCUUCCUAGACAAAGGGCAGACUCCCUGAACAGAGGUGGGGCUCCAAGAGGGAUCCUGAAACGCAAUUCCAGUUCCAGUAGCACAGACUCAGAAACUGUUCGUUUUCAUCAAAACUUUGAACCCAAAAGCAAGAUUGUGUCUCCUGUCCUAACUAUCCACGAGAGAAUUUCUGAGAAGGAGCAUGAGCAUUCGCUAGAAGAUGACUCUUCCUCAAACUCACUGGAGCCAUUAAAACACGUGAGAUUCUCUGCAGUAAAGGAUGAACUCCCACAGAGUCCUGGACUCAUCCAUGGCCGGGAAGUGGGAGAAUUCAGUGUUUUAGAAUCUGACAGGUUGAAGAAUGGAGCAGAAGAUGCAGGUGACGUAGAUGACUUUUGGAAUGACCCUAAGCCUUCCCAAUACAGAAAGCCUUUGCCUUUUCAGCCAUCAGCCUCAAGCCCAAGUACAUCAAAAACUGAAACACAUCAGCCAACGACUUCUGACUCUUUUCCAAUUAAUGAGCACGAUUCUCCCAAGGAAGUUUUAUCUGCAAGACCACAGUCCACUGAGAAUUCACACACCAUCGAUGAACACAAAGCUAACUCAUCAGAAUUGUCAAGCCUUGAAUCAGAAUUGUCUCAGAGCCCUGCUGAUGAACUGUCUCACGUUGAGCCUGAGCCAUCUCAGGUGCCAGAUUGCAGUUCUAAAGACCAUCAGCAAGGUAAGGCCCUGAGAGCUAAGACGUCUUCAUGCUCUGGUCCAUAUGCCACUGAGAUAAGGAAGACAACUGAUGAUUCCAUAUCUAAAGUCCUAGACUGGUUUAACCGAAGUUCUCAUUCAGAUGGCAGUGAGGUAUCUCUCCAACAUCCUCGAGGAACAGAGUCCAGAGAAAAAACAGACUCAGAGGCAUGGAUUGCUCUUGCCUUGGUGAUGGAUGAUACCAGUCAAAAAGAAAAUGGCUCAAAGGCUCUGUUUUCCACCAAAGUUGAGUUGACACCUAUAGGAUCUGAUUCAAUGUUCCAGGUUGAGGAAAAUAUGCUGCCUUCUGGAAAUUGCCGAGAUGGUACUGUGAAUAUCAAGCCCAAAUCUAUUCACUUGUCCCCACAAGGCAAGGAAAGCCCAGGCAUAUUGCAACCAUUUGAAAUCUACAGCCCAAAUCAAGAGAAUAAAACUGUGGACUACAGCCAAGUUUCAAAAAACAUAGGAGAAGGAAUUGAGGUACUUCCUCCAACCAAUAGCUAUUCCUACAGCAUUCGCAAAGGAUCUGAUGCAGAAGACCACGUUCCAUGCAAUGUUAAGGGUGUUGGCAGCUUAGGUGAAGCAGAGCCUGAGCUUCACGUUUAUGAAAAAAAUAGAGGAAAAUCAGAAGUGAAUUUUGACUCUUCAACGAUUGUCAGAGAACUGAGUUUGAAAGACAGCAUGAAGGCAGAGGGAGAGUGCAAAGGAAGAGAUACUUACAUUCUAAAAGCUUCUCUAGAACCAGAGGAUACUGAGCCAUCACCUGGUGCUGCCAACAACAGAUCUCCUUGGAAGAAGCCUGAGGUCCAACUACAAGAGGCUGGUGAGGUUCCCGAGAGCCAAGUGCAAAGGGAGAAAUACAAACGAGUGAGUGACAGAAUAUCCUUUUGGGAAGGUGAGAAAGCUGCUACUAAGUUGACUCAUAAAGAACCCACAACUUCAUUCAGUCAGGAACGACCUUCUGCUAAAGCCUGUCAGCCUGUGACGUCCAUGGACAGUUUAUCUACUGGCCAUAGUAAACACAAUAAUCAAAUCACUGUCAAACAAGUGGUCCUAGAUAAGGAUGGCCAAGUAGCCCAUCUCUCCAGUUUUUAUUCCUCAAAGACACCGAAAGAGACCAGGCCCCAAACAUCAGGUCCAUCCAAAAAUUACCUUUCAUCUGACCAGUCAGUUAAAGUGUCUCUGUUUCAGAAUAAGACAACUGAGCCUGUAAAAAGAUUACCAGUGACAGAGAGUUUACGUUCUGAAAAGGACAUUUCUUCACUGCCACUGCAACAUCCUUCAAACGUUGGGAGUGAAAUACAUACUCCUCUGGAGGAAAACAGACCUCUAGUUGGUGAAUCAAACCCCAGCUUUAAAGUUAUGUCCCUAAAAGAAAGAAUGGAUGAGCCCAGUACAGAACAGGUCUAUAAUCACUCUCAAUUUGAGAAUUUGAGAAAGUUUUGGGACUUAGAGGCCAAUCCAAACAAUCAAGAUAAUAUUGAGAAGAAAACUACCACAACAAGCCAAAUAAAUUCUGUGCCUUUUAAUAGCCAGAAACACAAAGACUUCAGUGAUAGUAAAUCAUCAGGGAAAAAUACCCAUGAAAGAGAGAUGCUUCUAAGCCAGAAAAAAGUUCCGGCAAGAGAGGAAAUAGAGAAAUUAAAUUCAGAGGGCACACUCCAGGUGUUACCAGAUGAAACCACAUUUCCACUGAGACCACCCAGAAAGUUCACUCAUCAGUUGCCAGGAAAUGAGUCAUCAAAGAAAAACAUGGGGAAAAAUACGGAAUGGUUUGUUACUCCAGCGUUCAAGGAAGAAAAGGAUUACUCUGAUCAAGAGAUCCAAGAAUCCAUAGUGAAAACAACCGUUUUGUCUAAAGACUACAAAGACACGUUUAACGAUAGCUUACAGAAGCUGCUUGCAGAAGCUGCAUCACCAGUAAUCCAGCCUCCUGGUGGAAAAUUUCAUGAAAAACAAGUACUUGAACCAGGUGUUUCUGAAAAUACGACAUGGCCUCAAAAAACAGAUUUUACCAAUACUGAGAAAGAAGCCAAAAGACCUAAGGAGAUCAUUAAUGAGCAUGUAGACAAAACAGUAGCUCCUCCAAAGGUCAAUCUGAACCCUCUGACUACUAGUCUAGACAAACUCCUGAAGGAAGCAACUGGAAAUCCACCUUCUCCCUUGCAAACCAAGUGUGAACCCAUUACCACUAGCAUCAACUCUGAGUCUGCAGAGAGUAGAGUUUUUGAAAAAGGGAUAGAACAGAGUCAGAACACAUCAGCCUAUCAGAGAGAGAUAAUAGCUCCUUUUCCAGAGAGGGGAGAAACUUUGGGAAAUACUGCUCUCUCCCAGGAAGCUCAAAGUGGUGAGUGCCAGCUAAACACGGAGAGCUCAUCUCAGAUGGCUGCAGAAGGUUCUCACCUAUUAGAUCAGCCUUCCGAUCGUCACAGGAAGGGUUUUUGGGGGGAUAUGGCCAACUGUCCUCAAGAUAUGCCUUCUUCCAGAGAUGCUCAUCUUGCUCCUCAGGAUAAGGCACUGCCUUCUCCAAGGGAAAUCUCAGAGACUAUAGAAAAAGUUACUCUUCCACCCAAACCUGCAUUGAAUGAUGUAAAUGCUGUAUUACAGAAGCUACUUAGAGAAGCUUUGUUGAGUUAUCCAGUUGGGAAGGAAGCAGUUUCUGGAAAAGUAAAAGCAGAAUUUCCUGAAGGAGUGCGGGUAGCAGGUAACCCCCAGAAUUCUCUGGGAGUUGUCUCACCACGGGCUACAAUGGAGUUCAUAGUUCCAGGCAGAAAGGAUUUUUAUUCUUCCAGUGUAGUUCCCGAUGAAACUCAUGAGGUUGGAUCUUACUUAGCUGCCCAUAUGUCUCCAUCAGAACAAACCCUUAGCUCAUCUGGUUCUACUGUUGCUCAGGAUGGCAAAGUGUUACCUAAGGAAGUGACAGAAAUUGUGAGGGAAACUAUUAUUCAGCCUAAAUCAGAGCUCCUUGAAUUCAAUGCUGGCUUAGAAAAACUACUGAAGGAAACAGUCGGAACCUCCUGUACAAAAUACGACAGCGAUACAGGGACUCUCUAUUCAGCAAGGUUAAUAGGUAGUACGGAGGUGCCCAGGCAAGCUGCUUCUGAGUUCCAUCCUAAGGAAAUAAAAGAAACAAUAAAAAAGUCUGAGGCUCCAUCAGUAACUGAGAGUGCUUUUGAUACUGGUUUUGAGAAACUUCUUAAAGAAAUGUCUAACGGUUCUUGCUAUCAGCUCCAAGUGUCAGCAAAGGAAGGAGCUCCUGGGAAGGAGCCUUCACAGUCAAAGCAGGCCAGGUUCUUGGGGAAAGCGCCCCCCCUUUACUGGACAGCCUCAGAGGCCUCUGAAAUGACGCUUAAGAGGAAUAUUUUCAAAUCUCAAGUCAACCAACGUGAUAAAGUGUUGAGAAGAGGCAAAGCUGUGACUGAUUUAUCAGUAGAUCUCUGUGGUUCUGAAAGUGGGGUUGAGAUCCCUGGGACCUCACCACUUCCUGUGGACCAUGAAGUAGGGACCUUUGAAACUAUAAAACCCCCAGGGGACAGGGACAGUGAAAGCGAGGUUGCAGCAGUUCCAGAAGGGUCUUUCCAGGAGCCUGGCUUCAAAGAGGCUCCUGAGGCAAUUAAUGUACCCAGAAAUAUGCAUCCCAUUCCUCUCCCAGCAAACAAAGAAAACUUUACAAAAACAAGUAAAGUUGAAUUGAUUUUGGCAUCGUCAUGUAAGAGACAAGAGAAAAAGGAAGAAAACGAAGGUUUUUCUGACUCCGACUUUUCAGAUGGGAACAUCGGUUCUUAUGCAGAAAGCUGGAGAGAUUCUUCCAGUUCAGAAGAAGAACCCAGUCCUGUUUUGAAAACUUUGGAAAGGAGAGCUGCUAGGAAAAUGCCUUCCAAAAGUCUAGAAGAUAUUUCAUCAGAUUCAUCAAAUCAAGCAAAAGUAGAUAAUCUGCCAGAAGAAUUAGUACGUAGUGCUGAAGAUGAUCAAAAAGCAGAUCAGGAACCAGAUACAAAUGAAUGCAUUCCAGGAAUUUCCACAGUGCCUUCACAACCUGAUAAUCAGUUUUCCCACCCUGACAAACUCAAAAGGAUGAGCAAGUCUGUUCCAGCAUUUCUCCAAGAUGAGAGUGAUGACAGAGAAACAGAUACAGCAUCAGAAGGCAGUUACCAGCUCAGCAGACACAAGAAGAGCCCAAGCUCUUUAACCAAUCUUAGCAGCUCCUCUGGCAUGACGUCCUUGUCUUCUGUGAGCGGCAGUGUGAUGAGCGUUUAUAGCGGAGACUUUGGCAAUCUGGAAGUGAAAGGAAGUAUUCAGUUUGCAGUUGACUAUGUGGACUCACUGAAGGAGCUGCAUGUCUUUGUGGCCCAGUGUAAAGACUUAGCAGCAGCAGAUAUUAAAAAACAGCGUUCGGACCCAUACAUAAAGACUUACCUGUUACCAGACAAGGGCAAAAUGGGCAAGAAGAAAACACCUGUAGUGAAGAAAACGUUGAAUCCUGUGUAUAACGAGAUACUGAGGUAUAAAAUUGAAAAGCAAAUCUUAAAGACACAGAAGCUGAACGUGUCUGUUUGGCAUCGAGAUACAUUUAAGCGCAAUAGUUUCCUAGGGGAAGUGGAACUUGAUUUGGAAACUUGGGACUGGGACAACAAACAAAAUAAGCAAUUGAAGUGGUACCCUCUGAAGCGGAAGACAGCACCAGUUGCCCUUGAAGCAGAAAAGAGAGGUGAAAUGAAGUUAGCUCUCCAGUAUGUCCCAGAGCCAGCUCCUGGUAAAAAGCUUCCUACAACUGGAGAAGUGCACAUCUGGGUGAAGGAAUGCCUUGAUCUACCACUGCUAAGGAGCAGCCAUCUAAAUUCUUUUGUUAAAUGUACCAUCCUUCCAGAUACAAGUAGGAAAAGUCGCCAGAAGACAAGAGCUGUAGGGAAAACCGCCAGCCCUGUCUUCAACCACACCAUGGUGUACGAUGGGUUCAGGCCUGAAGAUCUGACGGAAGCCUGUGUAGAGCUUACCGUCUGGGACCAUUACAAAUUAACCAACCAGUUUUUAGGAGGUCUUCGGAUUGGUUUCGGAACAGGUAAAAGCUAUGGUACUGAAGUGGAUUGGAUGGACUCCACUCCAGAGGAAGUUGCUCUCUGGGAAAAGAUGGUAAAUUCCCCCAACACUUGGAUUGAAGCAACCCUGCCUCUCAGAAUGCUGUUGAUCGCCAAGAUUUCCAAAUGAACCCAAAGUCCACUGGCUUCUUCACUGAAAACUACUAAGCGGGUGGAAUUUGAUCUUGAAAAUUUGACUAUGUUGACAGAGAUCCUCACCUUUUAUCUACUGCCACUAACAAAUGCUACACAGUAUGUUAAAGUCAACCUGCAUGUUCUUCUUUGGUUACAAGGCCCAAGAGAUUUAAAUAAUAACAAGAUGUUUAACUUAUUCAUGACUCCAACAUUAAAGAAGAUGUUUGAGAAAGCUAAGAAAAUCAACCCAUUGCUGCUGCCAAAGAAAAAGCUGCCAAAAAUGAAAAUAAAAAUUAGAUAUAGGAUGUUGUUAAUAAGCAAAUUUUUUCAGUUUGCUAUCAUGUGUUUCACACCACAAUACAGUUAGGAGGGCCUGCCACUUGAGCAUUGAAAACCCUUACAGGAACUGAACAAGUUGGUCAUGGAAAAGAUGACAGAAAGAUACUCCUACAAGGGGAAAAACGGGUAGAAUAUCAGUGAUGAUAAAGAAUUCGACUGUAAGAAAACUAUUUACUCUGUAAUCUCUAUUGAAAUAUAGAAUUCCAUGUUAGGGCAAUGAAACUGAAUACUGCAUGUAUUUCUGCCUUUAGAAACUUUCCCUUUUUCCGGUGUUGAAGUCUCAAAUGUGCUUUGGUGCCACCCACUGGCCAUAGGUGGAAUUCCAUUUUUGGCUUAAUUUUUCUCCUAAAACAAGUCUCGUGCCUGUAUUUUGUAAUAGAGUUACCUGUACGUAAAAACAAAAACAAAAACCUUGUGUAUAUAAGAUUCUGUUUUUCUUAUAACUACUAUAUGAAAGCAGCAUGGGAGUAUUCACAGACAUGCCUUGUAACAAAGUUUUAAUUAGAAUGUCAAUUGAUAAAUUAUACUGUACUUCCUAUAUGUAUAAUUUUCAUGAAGUAUUUUAUAAAAACCCUUAGAAUAAAUUAUUAUAUGAUUUAAUUUUA